CAUAGGCGAGAUGCUUGGUUUAUUUCGUCUGCUCCAUAUAGCUUACGACCCUACUGAAUUAGAUCUUUCCGAAAUGAAGAAGACGGCUAAAAGAGUACUCGAAGACCAAGGCUCUGGUAGCGGAAAGUAUUCAUAUGGCACAACGGGAUUUGGGGUAAUAGCCAUGACUAAAGACGAGGAUAUGUUGAAGAGAAAAACGCUGCUGGACUUUAAUCUCCAGGUUGACGAUUGUGUGAGGCAAUUGGGCAGCCACGCGAUUGAGGUUCUAGACGUUUACUAUAGCGAUGGAAGUGUUUUGAAUGUUUUGGGAGAAGAAAGGGAGCGCUUAACGAAAACAGAAUAUAACAUCCUUAUUGCAGGCGAAAGUAGCGCCGGAAAAAGUAGUUUAGUCAAUCUUAUUCUCGGCGAAGAGCUUCUUCCACAUCACAAUCUCACUACCACCUCCACAAUAUGCGAAGUAAAAUAUGGGGAGAAACGAGAAUUGAUUGCUCACUAUAACUACGAUGAGGAACAAAGGAUGCCCAAACCUGAAAUACAUCCGUUGAGAACAAAAGAAGAAUGCGGCAAAAGUUACUGUGAACAAAUCGCUCCCUUCGUGCAAAGGAAGCCCAACGAAAGAUCUAAAUAUACUAGAGUAGAAAUCUUUUGGACGCAUGAAUUACUUGAGGAAGAAAUUGUUAUUGUCGAUAGUCCAGGCCUGGGUGAAUGUGAUGAAAUGGAUGCAGUUCUGAUGAAUUAUCUUCCGAAUGCUUUUGCGUUCAUUUAUGUUCUUGACGUUUCCCGUGCUGGAGGAAUACAGAAAGAUAUCAAAGAGAAGUUAAGGAACAUCUUAAAAAAGGUGAAGUCAUCUGAUGGCGGCGUUGAGACCCUUCACCAUUUAGCCGAAUGUUCGCUUUUUAUCUGCAAUAAAUGGGAUCAAGUAAAAGAGGGAGAAAGGUCAGCAACGAAGAAUCAUGUCGUCGCAAAGUUAAGAGAGUGUUGGGAAGAUUCAAAUUUGAAUCAUCAAAUUGUGUACAUGUCAAUAACAGAGGCCAUCGAAGUACAGGAAUAUGGCGGAGUCACAGAAGAGUUCAAUGAUUUACUCCAAAAAAUUAAGACGAUGGUUUUGAGGGCAAUAAAUAUUAGGUUGUACAAUCACUGGCAGUCGUUAUAUGCAUUGCUGUAUCAAAUUUAUAGAGUAACCUACUUCUUCAACCAAGAGGUGCAAUCAACUCACCAAGAAACCCGUGAACGAAUGGAAGAAAUCGAGAGACGCAUCGAAAAGAUUGAACGAAAAGAGCAAGAUGUAAAGAGAGAAAUGGAGGAAAGAGUGAAAACUCAGACCAAAGUUCUCGAAGCCAAACUCGAAGUUUAUAUCUACUCGAUGGAUUUCAAAACGAAAUUCUGCUCUUGGACGAAUUGUGAACUUCCGAGGGAAGAAAUAACUUGGGAAAUGACAAAGAGAAACAUCAAAGAAGCAAUUGAUAGCCGAUUCAAAGAAUUGCUCAUUGAGUGGGAAAAUGGCCAUCAAGUUUAUGCUGAAAUUCAUAGGGAGAUUCUGGACGAAUUUCGUAAAAGUUUGAAUCUUUUGGAGGAGGAACUCGAAGGUGUUGAUAAAGCGAUGUAUAGUGUGGACAGACAUGCUUAUCAUUCACGGAACAAAAAUAAAAUUCCCUUAAAGGCGAAAGUUAUCUUCGGAGUGAUUAGUCCUCUUUUGAUUCCAUUCGGUGUGGCGGGUUUGGUGAUUGGUAUGCCAGUUUUGGGAGCAUUGGGUAUAAAAGGUAAAGUUGAUAAAAAAAAGAAGAUUCACAGAUUUAUAAACAAUCCGCUUGAACAACUCAGAAAACGAUCCGAAAAAUUUUUGGAGCAACUUCCAAAAGAUACGUGUUACAAUAUGCCCAACGCCUGAUGGAGAACACCAGAAUGGUGC
Messenger RNA from Dendronephthya gigantea, 1909 nucleotides. RefSeq lists its product as uncharacterized. The coding region runs from base 11 to 1888 and encodes 625 amino acids. The transcript is spliced from 7 exons. NCBI's taxonomy places the organism in Eukaryota, Metazoa, Cnidaria, Anthozoa, Malacalcyonacea, Nephtheidae. The record is from RefSeq and is a predicted model, not a curated record.